Messenger RNA from Laetiporus sulphureus 93-53, 396 nucleotides. RefSeq lists its product as uncharacterized. The record is from RefSeq and is a predicted model, not a curated record. Lineage: Eukaryota; Fungi; Basidiomycota; Agaricomycetes; Polyporales; Laetiporaceae. The transcript has 3 exons. The coding region runs from base 1 to 396 and encodes 131 amino acids.
AUGAACUCGGCAAUAGCUGCUGCAGAUAGUUCCGGAUCUGGCAUGGGGGAGGGCGGUGUGAUUUCAACUGUCUUUGCCAUCGCAUUCCUGCUAGAGGGGGGGUGCGACCAUAAACGUGUCCUGCUAUCCUCUACGACUUCAGCUGCAUCUUCUGUACAUUCGAGACUCAGCUCAUCUGCACACGGAGCGACCUCAGCAGAGAAUUUGGCACCCAGCCGACUGGGAGGGCAUGCCCUCUUUCAGCCUGGUUCCGCUCUCCCGUCCACACAAUCAAAGCCUUUAACAGCUUCAUUGGCGGGUGCAAGAGCUGGCGGAGGAUGUCACAGGGUGUCGUUUCUCCCAUUCCCAAGAUCCGUGAAGUCAGAGAUACAGAUACAGAAAAGGCGUUACCACUAG